This is a messenger RNA of Helianthus annuus (common sunflower), 3793 nucleotides long. RefSeq names its product LRR receptor-like serine/threonine-protein kinase GHR1. Bases 427 to 3600 code for a protein of 1057 amino acids. Gene Ontology annotation, biological process: protein phosphorylation. Gene Ontology annotation, molecular function: ATP binding; protein binding; protein kinase activity. NCBI's taxonomy places the organism in Eukaryota, Viridiplantae, Streptophyta, Magnoliopsida, Asterales, Asteraceae. The record is from RefSeq and is a predicted model, not a curated record. The transcript is spliced from 4 exons.
GAACAAAGUAAAGCAAGCACCCAAAAGCCCAUUUACUCCAUAUUUUCCACCCAUAAAUCACACCCUCUCACCACUUUCCCCCACGCUUGCUCCGCCGCCGGAUCUCCGCCGUGCCACCACCGUACCACCACCGUCACAUUUCGCACUCCCUCAACUCAAAUGUACCAAAUCUAACCAUUUCUUUCAAGUCACAAAAGAAGCUUUCCAUUUUCCAACAAUUUCAAAACAUUUUCAAAGUUGUACAUACUGCAUAACCACUUGUACGCUUGAUUUGCUCAAACCCUUUUAGGGUUUCUUCCAAAUUUCAACACCCAUAUGCAAGAUUCACUAAAUCACUCAUUUAGUGUGUCUUUUGCUUGUGAAUGCUGUUAAUCUAACUGGGUUUACAAAAAACGCUCAAAACUUCGUUGAGCUUUGGUGAAAAGAAUGAUGUUUAGGGUUUUGUUAGUGGUCGUUAUGUUCAUUGUUCCUGUUAUGGGUCAGCUUCCUUCACAGGAUAUUUUAGCUUUACUUGAGUUCAAGAAAGGCAUUAAACAUGACCCAACUGGGUUUGUCCUCAGUUCUUGGAAUGAGGAGUCUAUUGACUUCAAUGGGUGUCCAUCUUCUUGGAAUGGAAUCAUGUGUAAUGGCGGUAAUGUUGCAGGUGUUGUUCUUGACCAUCUGUCAUUGUCUGCAGAUGUUGAUUUGAAUGUGUUUGCUAAUUUAACAAAGCUUGUUAAGCUUUCGAUCUCGAACAAUUCGAUUUCCGGCAAGUUUCCUACAAAAUUAGGGGGAAUGCUUGAGUUUCUUGAUGUUUCAGAUAAUUUGUUUAAUUCGAGUUUGCCGGUUGACGUUGGUAAAGAUUUGAGCUUGAAGAAUAUGUCUUUAGCUGGGAAUAACUUCUCUGGACCGAUCCCGGAUUGGGUUUCCGGGCUUGGAUCGAUACAGUCAUUGGAUUUGAGCCGAAACUCGUUUUCUGGAGCGAUUCCGGCUUCGUUUACGCAGUUAAACAAUCUGGUUUAUCUGAAUUUGUCUGUUAACGGGUUCACGAAGAGCAUUCCGGAAGGUUUUGAGGAUAUGGCAGUUCUUGAGGUUCUUGAUUUGCACGGGAAUAUGCUAGUUGGUGAUUUCGAUCCUAAAUUCUUGUUGUUAACAACUGCUGUUCAUGUUGAUUUUAGUGGGAAUUCGCUUACGACUUCUUCGAGUCAAAGUGGGAAGUUUUUACCCGGGAUUUCGGAGACUGUUAAGUACUUGAAUCUUAGCCGUAACCGGUUAACCGGUUCUUUGGUUGGUGGUGGUGUGGCUGAGAUGUUCGGGAGCUUGGUCGUGUUGGAUUUGAGCUACAAUGAGUUAUCCGGUGAACUCCCGAGUUUCAAUUACGCUUAUGACCUUCAAGUCCUUAAGCUCUCGAACAACCGGUUCUCGGGGUUCUUUCCAAAUGAUCUGUUAAAAGGCGAUUCGUUGGUUUUAACCGAGUUAGACUUGAGUGGCAAUAACCUAACAGGGUCAAUCAGUAUGAUAAUGUCAACAUCCCUUCAAGUUCUGAAUUUAUCGGGUAACGGGCUCACGGGUGAGCUUCCAUUGGUGACUGGUGGAUGUCUUGUUCUUGAUCUUUCAAAGAACAACUUUCAAGGAAAUUUGACCAAAUUGGUGAAAUGGGGAAACCUAGAGUUUCUUGAUCUUAGUCAAAAUCGUUUAACAGGUUCAUUCCCGGAGGUUACAGCUCAGUUCUUGAGGCUUAACCACUUGAACCUUUCUCAUAAUUCACUCGAUUCCUCCAUUCCUAAAGUAAUCACUCAGUUUCCAAAAUUGACGGUUCUUGAUUUAGGGUUUAAUCGGUUUGAUGGACCGUUCCCGAAUGGUUUAAUCUCUAUGCCUACAUUACAACAACUUCAUCUUCAAAGUAAUAAACUUUCCGGGCGUAUCGAGUUGUUUCCGUCUUCUUUUGUAUCCAAUGUCUCCAACAUUCGAGUUCUUGAUGUUUCCGACAAUCAGCUCGAUGGCGAUUUCCCUGACGGGUUCAAUUCGUUGACCGGACUUCAGUUUCUUGAUAUCUCCGGAAACAAUUUCUCGGGUUCCUUACCAUCGUCUUUGACUGGACUUACCGAUCUUGUUUCUUUGGAUAUUUCCCAGAACCAUUUCACGGGUCCAUUGUUAAAGAAUCUGACGGACGGUUUAACGAGUUUUAAUGCAUCGUAUAACGAUCUCUCUGGUGUCGUUCCCGAGAAUUUGAGAAAGUUCCCGGAAUCGUCUUUCUUUCCCGGGAAUUCCGACUUGCAGUUUCCUAACCCUCCCGCGGGACCAAACGCACCUGGCUCAUUGAGCAAAAAGAAGCCCAUUAAAACCGUGUUUAAAGUGCUGGUGAUCGUCGCUUGUGUUAUCGCUGUAGUGAUAUUGAUUCUUCUAGCGGUCUUCAUUCAUUACAUGAGGAUUUCACGGCGACCACUUUCGCAACCGGUCGGAACAAAAGACGUCCACCGCCAGCCUGCCACCGGAAUUGGCGGUGCUGCAGUUGUUUCCGCCGGAGAUAUAGCAGCUUCACGUAAAGGGUCAUCAUCAGAUACCAUUACUGCUGAAAAAUUAGGUGCAGGGGCAGUGCCGAGUUUCUCACCAUCUAAAACCAGCGGGUUUUCUUACUCGCCGGAUUCCGGUGACUCAUAUACCGUUGAAAACCUCUCAAGACUUGAUGUGAGGUCUCCUGAUCGGUUAGCUGGUGAACUUUACUUUCUUGAUGAUACGGUGUCGUUUACACCUGAGGAGUUAUCUCGGGCCCCGGCUGAGGUUUUGGGUAGGAGUAGCCAUGGGACUUCAUAUAGAACCACGCUUGAUAACGGGCUGUCGUUGACUGUCAAAUGGUUAAGAGAAGGGGUGGCAAAACAGCGAAAGGAUUUUGCUAAAGAGGCGAAAAAGUUUGCUAAUAUUAGACACCCGAAUGUUGUUGGCUUACGGGGAUACUACUGGGGACCCACACAAUAUGAAAAGUUGAUUCUUUCGGAUUUCAUAUCUCCUGGAAGUCUUGCAAGUUUCCUCUACGAUCGGCCGGGAAGAAAAGGACCGCCAUUGACAUGGGCACAAAGGCUGAAAAUAGCCGUUGACAUUGCACGAGGUCUAAACUACCUCCAUUUUGACCGCGCAAUCCCACACGGGAACCUAAAGGCAACCAACAUCUUACUAGACGGUGCAGAUUUAAAUGCACGUGUAGCUGAUUACUGUCUCCAUCGUCUAAUGACCCAAGCAGGAACCGUAGAACAAAUUCUUGAUGCUGGUGUGUUAGGCUAUCGUGCACCCGAGUUAGCUGCUUCCAAGCGCCCGGUCCCCUCUUUCAAAUCAGACAUUUAUGCAUUUGGAGUGAUUUUGUUGGAGCUUUUGACCGGGAAGUGUGCAGGUGAUGUGGUGUCAAGUGAAGACGGUGGUGGGGUUGAUUUGAACGAUUGGGUUCGGUUGAAGGUGGCAGAAGGGCGAGGGCCCGAUUGUUUUGAUGCGGUUUUAAUAACGGAAAUGGGAACACCAGCUGCAGAUAAGGGGAUGAAGGAGGUUCUUGGGAUCGCGUUACGGUGUAUUAGGCCGCUUAAUGAGCGGCCGGGGAUCAAGACGGUUUAUGAGGAUCUUUCGUCUAUAUAGGUGGUUAGAUUUUGGUUUUUGUUUGACUUAGAUUAGGGAUUGAACCGGAGAGAUCAAUGGUUUAUUGGUCCCUGUUUUUAUGUUUUUUUGGUAAUUUCUGAGUGUAUGCUCUUGGUUUUUUUCUGGAAAGAAAAGGUUUGAAGAAUUUAGUUUGAAUUUUAUGGCAUGUUUGGAGGGAAUUUGAAAUUGUGGA